CAGCAUCAUUCAUUAUUAUUCAACCACCACAAUUUUGAGAGUUUUCAAAUUCUCCGACCAGUGCAACCAUAAACCUCCAAAAUGGACGGAACUCAACCGUCAUCCGGCGGCGGCGGACCGGCGCCGUUCCUCCUCAAGACGUACGAUAUGGUCGAUGAUUCAGUGACGGACGAAAUUGUGUCGUGGAGCACAAAAGGCAACAGUUUUGUCGUGUGGAAUCCUCCUGAGUUUGCUAGACACUUGUUGCCGACGUAUUUUAAGCAUAAUAAUUUCUCCAGCUUCAUUAGACAGUUGAAUACUUAUGGUUUCAGAAAGAUCGAUCCUGAAAGAUGGGAAUUCGCGAACGAAGAAUUUAUAAAAGAAAAAAAACACCUUCUGAAGAACAUUCAUCGUAGAAAACCGAUUCACAGCCACAGUACCAAUCCUCAAUCUUUAACAGCUGACCCUGAAAGAGCCGCUUUCGAGGAAGAAAUCGCUAAACUCACUCGCGAGAAAACUUCUCUAGAAAAAAACGUCUCGCGGUUUAAACAACAUCAACCCGCUACAAAACUUCAACUCGAAGACCUUACUCAACGGGUCAACAACAUGGAACAAAAACAGGACACCCUGUUGACUUUCUUAACGAAAGCGGCGCAAAAUCCCGCACUCGUCGAACACCUUGCGCAUAAACUCGAAUCGUUGGAUGUUUCGGUUGAUAACAAGAAACGGAGAUUGCCCCGAUCUCACGUUUCCCAAGAAGACGGUCUUGUCAACGAGUACAGCCCGUAUAGGCCUGAUUUCGGUAACGUUUUUCAUCAUGAUUUCUCGAACAAGCUUCGGCUCGAGUUAUCACCGGCCGUUUCGGAUGUUAAUUUCGUUUCUAACGGCAGCACUCAAAGCUCGGAUGAAGACGAUGGAAGUCCACAAGUUAUAUUAACCGACGACUUCACAAGGACUAAUGAGAUGACGACACCUGGCGGCGGGCCGCAAGAGCUGAUAGAUACUUGCGCAUCGUUUGGGUUUAACAUGAAAACCGGAUCGUGUGUAGAUGCUAAUGAAGAACCCGAGGGCUAUUUAUCGUGUCAGUUGAAUCUCACUUUGGCGUCAUGUGUAUCUCAAACCGACCCGUCUCAAGAUACGGUUACAAUCCCUGAAUCGUUUGAGGGUAUUCGAAAAACUUCGGGUCAAGACAUUAUAUCUUCGUCACAUGAUGGUCGGGCUAAUAAUGCAGCACCUGUAAACGUUCAGGCUCGGGUUAAUGAUGUGUUUUGGGAGCAGUUUUUAACUGAAAGACCGGGGUCUUCGGAUAUUGAGGAGAUGGGGUCGAGUUUAAGGUCAACGCCAUCGUUUGACCAAGAAGAUAGACGAUCGGGGUAUGGACCGUAUGGGAACUCAAGGAACCUGCGGAAUUUGACUCUUUGAGAAAGAAAUUAUGUACUAGUCCAUAUAUGGUUCACAUUUGAAAUAAAUCUUUCUUGAUUUUCUUCUCUUUUUAA
Molecule: messenger RNA, 1475 nt
Organism: Helianthus annuus (common sunflower)
Lineage: Eukaryota; Viridiplantae; Streptophyta; Magnoliopsida; Asterales; Asteraceae
Product: heat stress transcription factor A-5
Exons: 2
Coding region: 82-1401 (439 amino acids)
Biological process (GO): regulation of transcription by RNA polymerase II
Cellular component (GO): nucleus
Molecular function (GO): DNA-binding transcription factor activity; RNA polymerase II cis-regulatory region sequence-specific DNA binding
Source: RefSeq, a predicted model, not a curated record